Xenopus tropicalis (tropical clawed frog) is the source of this 6055-nucleotide messenger RNA. It is a transcript of the gene ptprn, whose product is annotated as protein tyrosine phosphatase receptor type N. Lineage: Eukaryota; Metazoa; Chordata; Amphibia; Anura; Pipidae. The record is from RefSeq and is a predicted model, not a curated record. The transcript has 25 exons. Gene Ontology annotation, cellular component: transport vesicle membrane; secretory granule; synapse. Bases 238 to 3219 code for a protein of 993 amino acids. Gene Ontology annotation, molecular function: protein tyrosine phosphatase activity; protein tyrosine/serine/threonine phosphatase activity; hydrolase activity.
CUUGCCGAGAGGGCGGGGUAUAGGGCGCAGGCUCAGCUCUGCUGCUCACAGGUUCCAGCUGGUGCUGAAGCGACAGGCGCUGUCCGUUGUGCUGAUCCCUUUCGGGGGCCGAGAAGGAGGAGAGGGGCGGCCUCUGUGCCCGGUACCCGCCGGGGGCAUCAUGCCCACUGUGUGAGGGGGGAGAUCGGAGCCGGUGAGGCCUGCACCCCCCCCCAAGCAGCGGCCUCCGGUGCCAGGAUGAGGCUCAGUGCGGGGCUCAUUCUCUGCUUUCUGCUCGGCUCCUUCCGCCCACUCAGGGCUCUCUCUUCCCGCGGUCACGGGUGUCUGUUUGACGUCAGGCUCUGCUCCAAGGAGGAGGUGUGUGUGCGGGAUGGUUUGUUUGGUCAGUGCCGACCACGUGCCGACAGGGAUGACGCCCCAUUCCAGGUGCCCCCGGGGGCCCUACAGCAGCUGCAGGGUGUGCUACGGCAACUUACAGCUAAAGGGUUCCCCUGGAAGGAUGAUAUGACCCCACGCUUAUUGGCCCAUGAGAUGGGUCGGAUCCCUCAGCACAGACCCCUGGAGACCCUGGAUGGGUUGGACGAGGACAGGUCCCCCUUGUCCCUUGGAUCUGGUCGGACCAUGCAGAGGUUACCAGGGAUGAGCCAGAUGUCUGCACCAAGAUGGGCCGGAUCAGCUGACAAGCUUCAGUAUUUCCGACCCCGGCUGCCCUCCCCACUAGGAGACACCUCCCCUCAGAAGCCAAGGGUCCCACUAGCCCUCAAACAGGACAUCUCUCCUCUGUUGGACCAAUAUAUGACCUACCUUCUGCUGAGCUCCCAGACCCCCAAAUCCCAGUUUGGAUACCAAGAGUCAGAGCGACCAAGGAACCCACCCCGCGUCUUUAGUGCCACCCACUCCCUGCCAGAUGGGUCCAGCCGCUUCAUCUAUGGCAGGUACCAAGAAGGGCAAGAUGGGCCGUCGUCUCUCUACUUAUCCUCCGAGAGACGCCAUAAUUUGGGUGACUUGAGAAGGAAGAUGCCCCGGGAUAGUCUGGACAACAGCCCAGUUGCUGAAAUUCUAGAAAGUUCUGAAGUGAUUGAAGAGCUGAACCAGAUAUCAGAUGGUGUCCAAGCAGAUACCAGAGCGGAGCCAGUGAGGGCCCUAAGAGGCUCAGGGGGGGCGCAGAACAUGCGGGGAGCCCAGAUGGCCCCUGAAUCCCCACUCAUGACUGAAGUCCAGGCCUUAGUGGGAGAUCUGGAGCGAUAUGGAGUGGACUUGAGGCAGAUGAGUGACACCCAACUGGAACAACUUUCCACCCUUCUGCAGCUCGUUCAGGCAGGCUCUCUCCAGAGCCAAGGCCCAAGAGGCGCAGAGAGGAGCCCCACAAAGCGGAUCACAGAAGGAGAGAUGCAGCAUAUGCCCGAAGUGGAGCCCCAAUUGCCCCCUCCUGAUUCGACUGCUAAAACCUCCGCUCCCUCUGUGCUGCCCUCCGAGCUGGGGGACCUGCCGGGGCCACAGAAUCCGGAAGGACUGGGUUUAACCCGCGCCACGUCUGCUGCCCUGAGCAAGCGCCCGGUGCCCGAUGCCCAGACCAUGGGGGCCUCAGACGCCGCCGGGCAGAGGAGCCUGGAGAAGAAGAGCUACGGGGGGAGCGCCGGUACCAUGAAUAUCCCUGCGCAGAGCGCACGUCCCGUUACCGAGGAGUACGGAUACAUAGUAACCAACCAGAAGCCCCUGAGCCUGCUAAGUGGGGCACAACUCCUGGAAACCUUGGCCCAGCGGGUCCAUCUGUCCACUGCCAGCUUCAUCAACAUCAGCGUUGUUGGAUCUGCUCUCACCUUCCGGAUCCGACAGAACAACCAGAACCUGUCACUUACAGAUGUUGCAGACCGGGCAGUGGCGCUAAAGUCGGACCUGGAAACAGAGACAGGAGUGAAGAUAAUUCAGACAGGAGUUGGGCAGCGGAACCAUUCCAACGCAUUGCCGCACCCCUCGCACUUCGGAGACACCUUCCGAUUCGUCCUGCUCAUCUUCAUCGCUUUGGCCUGUAUCGCUGGCAUAGUCAUCGCCUCCGCCGUCAUCUUCUGCCUCCGCCAACAUGCCAAGCAGAGGGAGAAGGAGCGACUGGCGGCCCUGGGGCCUGAAGGGGGCGCUGACACUACCUAUGAGUACCAGGACCUGUGCCGGCAGCACAUGGCAGGGAAGUCUCUCUUCAGUCGCACAGAAGUUACCGGAACAGCGGCCGAGAAUUCCCGGGUCAGCAGUGUGUCCUCCCAGUUUAGCGACAUUCCCCAGCCCAGUCCCAGCUCCCACAGCAGCACCCCAUCUUGGUGUGAGGAGCCGGUUCAGUCCAACAUGGACAUCUCAACCGGGCACAUGAUCUUGGCCUAUAUGGAGGAUCACCUGAGGAACAGGGACCGACUGGCCAAAGAGUGGCAGGCCCUGUGUGCCUAUCAGGCGGAACCCAAUAACUGCUCCAGGGCCAAAAACGACACCAACCUGAAAAAGAACCGGAAUCCAGACUUUGUUCCUUAUGACCACGCACGGAUCAAGCUGAGGAGUGAGACCAACCCGUCGCGCAGUGAAUAUAUCAACGCCAGCCCAAUUAUUGAACAUGACCCCCGUAUGCCGGCCUAUAUUGCCACCCAGGGACCCCUGUCUCACACCAUCGCCGACUUCUGGCAGAUGGUGUGGGAAAAUGGUUGCACAGUGAUUGUCAUGCUCAGCCCACUGGUGGAAGAUGGAGUGAAGCAGUGCGACCGUUACUGGCCGGAUGAGGGAUCUUCCCUGUACCAUAUCUAUGAGGUCAACCUGGUGUCGGAGCACAUAUGGUGCGAGGAUUUUCUGGUGCGGAGCUUUUACCUGAAGAACGUCCAAACCCAAGAGACCCGCACCCUCACUCAGUUCCACUUCCUCAGUUGGCCGGCCGAAGGCAUCCCCAGCAGCACCCGCCCCCUGUUGGACUUCCGCAGGAAAGUGAACAAGUCGUUCCGCGGUCGCUCGUGCCCCAUUAUUGUACAUUGCAGUGAUGGAGCUGGAAGGACAGGAACCUACAUCCUUGUCGACAUGGUGUUGAACCGUAUGGCUAAAGGGGUAAAGGAAAUAGACAUUGCGGCUACGUUGGAGCAUGUUAGAGACCAGAGGCCCGGCAUGGUGCGCACCAAGGAUCAGUUUGAGUUUGCCCUGACGGCGGUGGCGGAGGAAGUCAACGCGAUCCUAAAGGCCCUGCCACAGUAGCACCGCCGCCCUCAGACUGCCUAAGUUGGUGUUGUGACAUUUCGCCUGCCUUACGGAGAUGGCCGUUCCACCUGCCCCACAGCGCCCAUCUCGGUGUACUAUAUGCUCUUCAUGCCAGAGACCCAGGGCUGCCAAUCCAUGCCCACCUAUGCCUUCUUAUUCAUCAUCGAGCUCCUGUUCCCCUCCUCACUCCCCCAUUCAAACCUUUGCUACCUCAUUGCCCACAUCCGAUCCACUGACAUGUUCUUGUGCCCACCGAGGAGAUGUGCGUGCCACCUGUUCUUGGCACCAUUACAAUCAAAGCGGCCAUGAUGGAAAUCCGAAUUAUUCAUUCAUUCUAUUUCCAGCUUAUACAGAGAGGCGCAAUAAACGCUGCAUUGUGCUUUCUUUCCAUAAUUCUAUCAUUUUAUUGGCACAAGUCAUUUUAUUCUACUGCCCACCGUCAAGCUGCUCCUUCAGCCGCCCACGCUUAUACUAUUCCAAUGUCCGGGAGUGCGAGCAGAGCGAAUGCAGAGUAUGGGCAAGCUACGUGCAGGGAGAGGAGACAAAUAUCGGCACUAUUCCUGCGUAUGCUGCAUUAAGGCAAGUCUUCCGCAACUCCAUCGCAUACCUUCAACCGGGUGUGGCUGAGAGAUCAGAGGGGAUUAUUCAAGUGUGUGCCCCCUUGGGAUUGGCAUGUAGUUGCCUAGUUGGUAUGUAAUACAGUGAAUGAUCCCCUUAGUGAUGCAUUAACCUCAUGUACUUGCAACUGUAGUUGAACCAAUGGGAGAGAGCCAGGGUAGAAGACAACGCAAUGUGCAGGGUAGAGGGGUAACACCUUUUUUGAAAUGAAAGUCAAGAGUUCAGUUCCUUUUUCAGGCUGAGUACUGGGAUAUCCAAGUGGAAGUGGGUCAGAUAUUUGUAUGGACAGAAGGUUCAAGGCCCUCAAGGAGGGAAUGGCAAUGGUGGUCACCUUGAGAAAGGAACUGAAAUGUUCUGAAAACUUGCGGUAAUCAUUGUUAGUCGGCUAAUGUAGGUAUCACCUGGCUGCCAGAGCACCUUUACCUGAGGGGGCAGGGCUUGCAGUUGUGUGGGAGGGACUUACGGUGAUGGACACACAGGGGUUUGGGGUAGAAUGUUGCUGGGUGCUACACUCAAACUCAGCUAAGUUGAGAAGAGGUGGGUGCUACAGUUAUAGACUUACAGCUCAGUGGAAAUACCCUGCGGGUAGAUGGGUGAUGGACAAUGCUGUGUGGGAUGAUCUGAUAUUAGCUGUGGGUGCUACACUCAUAGACUCGUGGCACGGAGCUAAGUGUAGGUGGGUGCUACACUCACAGACUCGUGGCACGGAGCUAAGCGUAGGUGGGUGCUACACUCACAGACUCGUGGCACGGAGCUAAGCGUAGGUGGGUGCUACACUCACAGACUCGUGGCACGGAGCUAAGUGUAGGUGGGUGCUACACUCACAGACUCGCGGCACAGAGCUAGGCGUAGGUGGGUGCUACACUCACAGACUCGCGGCACGGAGCUAGGCGUAGGUGGGUGCUACACUCACAGACUCACGGCAUGGAGCUAGGCGUAGGUGGGUGCUACACUCACAGACUCGCGGCACGGAGCUAGGCGUAGGUGGGUGCUACACUCACAGACUCGUGGCACGGAGCUAAGGGUAGGUGGGUGCUACACUCACAGACUCGUGGCACGGAGCUAAGCGUAGGUGGGUGCUACACUCACAGACUCGCGGCACGGAGCUAAGCGUAGGUGGGUGCUACACUCACAGACUCGUGGCACGGAGCUAGGCGUAGGUGGGUGCUACACUCACAGACUCAUGGCACGGAGCUAAGCGUAGGUGGGUGCUACACUCACAGACUCAUGGCACGGAGCUAAGCGUAGGUGGGUGCUACACUCACAGACUCAUGGCACGGAGCUAAGCGUAGGUGGGCGCUACACUCACAGACUUGCGGCACGGAGCUAAGCGUAGGUGGGUGCUACACUCACAGACUCUUGGCAGGGAGCUAAGCGUAGGUGGGUGCUACACUCACAGACUCGUGGCAUGGAGCUAAGCGUAGGUGGGUGCUACACUCACAGACUCGCGGCACGGAGCUAGGCGUAGGUGGGUGCUACACUCACAGACUCGCGGCACGGAGCUAGGCGUAGGUGGGUGCUACACUCAUAGACUCGCGGCACGGAGCUAGGCGUAGGUGGGUGCUACACUCACAGACUCGUGGCAUGGAGCUAAGCGUAGGUGGGUGCUACACUCACAGACUCUUGGCACGGAGCUAAGCGUAGGUGGGUGCUACACUCACAGACUUGCAGCUCCGUGGAAGUGAGCUAAGCGUAGGUGGGUGCUACACUCACAGACUCGCAGCCCGGAGCUAAGCGUAGGUGGGUGCUACAAUCACUGGAAGAGAGCCGAGAGUAGAUGGGUGAUAGACUCACAAUGCUGUGUAGGAGGAUCUGAGCUGAGGAAGGGAAUUGCUGGGUGAUGCCAGUAUUGCCGGCUGGCAGUGCCACACAAGAAAUGAUCACGUGACACCCUGGCGAGUAGAGUUCCUAUCAAUACUGCAUGCAUUACUUGCUCUUCCUGCACCACUGCUUGCUAUACCGGCUCUGCCGCAGCCACGCCGCAUCCCCUCGCUCUCCUCCCUGCUCUCUGGAGCAUUACAUGUUACGGGCCAAUCAGUUAAACCCAUUACUGCCCUUGCCUUACUACUCUCCAUUGUUCCCAUGAUGCAUUGUAUUGACAACAUUGGCAAAAGAAUAAGAGAAAAAAAAAAGAAUCAUUAUAGAGAAAUCUAAUAGACUUUAAUUUUGUAUCUUGAUGUGAAUAAAGUAUUUGUGUUGGGUUUGUGCAACUGCA